AUACAUUGUAUUGUAAAUCCAGGGUCGUCGGCCUUUACUUAUGAGGGUAUGUGUUCUCUGUAUAGACCUAUACAUGUAUAUACUGAUAAAUUUCACAAUUUUACUGGCAUUUUACUGCUUGCAUAUACAAAGUGAACAUCAAUAGGCCGCUUCGGCCCAGCUGGUAUCAGGAUACUCUUUCGACACAAGAUUGUAUUCACAAAAUAUCGGAUAAAGAUAGUCUAGCUACCAUAAAGGGGAUGACAGACUUGAGGAGAGGUUCACCGGGAUUUCAACAGUUUUGAUCUGACUUUCGUCCUUGCUGUGCUGUGGAAUCAAUUCAUCAUGCAGAAGACAUGGAUACUCGUCCUAAUCGCCCUCGCUUUCGUAACUUUAGUACUAGCAGAUAAUGACAACGAAGACGACAUCGACAUGGCUGGUAUGUGUCCCGUCGAAGAAUUCGAGGAGGAGGAGGAGGUAGAAGAGAAAACGUGUAAAGCUCCGGGUCAUCCAUGUGAUUCGAACCCUUGUCAAAAUGGUGGUACUUGCUAUGAAAAGUUCGGUGCGUUAACCUAUUACAGAUGUUACUGUACUCAAAGUUGGAUCGGAAGACAUUGUGAGAAUGUUUCGACGAAACCCAAGCCAGAAAGACAGCAAUUUCCAGGACGUUAUAUUCCGUGUUUCGCAAAAAAAUUCAACAAGGACGGAAUAUGUUACGACGAUCUAUACGACUUUUAACCGUGAAAAGUAACGUUAAUGCCUUCAGUAUACAUAAACAGUAAAAACGCUGUUUAAGAUUUUAUACAACGCUGUUUACUAUAUCUUACAGUAUUUGUUUAACCGUUUAAACAAUCAUGUUUAAUUUAUUGAAGAUUAGAAAUUGAAAAAUAAACUUUGUAGCUUAAGAUUUAAACAAUUGUUUAAACUGUUUAAACAAUUACUGUAAGGUUCAUAUAGUAAACAGCGUUGUAUAAUUUUUUUUAUUGUGUAUAACCAUAUGGCACUGAUUAUAUCCGGAUUAUGAACGACUCUCAGACAACUCUGCGAAUUGAAUUCAUUAACAGAAGAAACCAUGAAGAGAUCCCGGAUCUUGCUUCGUUCCAACGGUACCAUGAUCAUCGACCCUGGCUGCCGGUCUCGAAUUACCACAAUAAAAGGAAACCGUUUCCCUUAAUGUUCUCAGAUUUAUUCAAAAGGCCCACAAGUUUAACGUGCAAGAGCUGAUGGUCGGAACGAAAAGGGAUUAAUCACUAUUCAUAAAUUCACAACGAGGGUCAUUAUACUCAUAUAAGUUUCGCUAUUCAUAAUCUGAAAUCGGGAUCGUUAUUCAUAAAACUGUAGAAGGGUCACUGCAUCAAAUUUGAAUUGAAUUGAAUUCAUUUAUUUCCAAUUAAAAAAGAUGCAAAAUCAAGAAUAUACAAACAUUACAAAGUAUAGAAAUGAGACAUUAUGCAAAUGACGAAUCAUACUUUAAAAUAAAUGCAAAAUACUUCGUUUUAUAUAUACACAUUAGGAAAAUUGGAUGCCCAUGGAAGCAGUAUGCUUGUAAGGUUGGGUCACCCAGAAAAUAUAUGUCAGUAAAUGAUAGAAAACAUAAAUUAUAGGUACCAAUACUGAAAGAGGGUCACUUUACGUCUUAAUGGACAAAGAUUUUCAUUAUAUAGUUGAUCGGAGAAUAUGACCAUUAGUCUCAAUGUGAGAAGUCGCCCAUUUGUCUAUGAGUUGAUUUAUGUAUUACUAAUGGUAAACAUUAAUUCAUUCGAUAAUUACUAGCGAGAAGCGACCAUAUCAUGACCCUCUUAUGACUAGCAACCUAACGAACAGUAAACAAUAUAGGAGGUAUAUCCUUUCCCCCAAGAAUAGAGAGACCUUUAUUGUUCAAGAUCCCUUUCCGUGUUUUGACUAGCAACCCAAUUCAGACAUUAUGAAUAGCGACCCUUAUGAGCAUUUUCCUAUUAUGACUAGUGAUUCAUUUGGCAAGCGGAUAGACCCCAUGAUGAGGGAUCCGGAAGUUGAAGAAAUACCAUAGACAAUAGAAUCCAUGAUAUUGAAAACAGUAUUUUACAAAAAAGAAGACGCGAUGCAUGUUUUAAAGAAUUAUAUUUCCUUUCACCCUUGAACCUUAUGCGUAUGUGGAUUGUUGCACAUUUUAGAGUGAGGGGGGGGGGUCGAUUUUUUAUUUUUCAGAACCCGACCAAGUGUUCUUGCCAGCAGACCAUUCCAUUACGUUAUAAGCUGAUUGUGAAGCUUCGAUUCUUUUUGCAGCACGUACCGAGUAUGCCUCAAUUAUAAGGUCACAAUAAACAGUAUAAAAGUAAAGCUACUAAAAACAAUCAGUAUAAAUAGUUUGAUAUUUGAUUGUUACUUGAUUUAUUUUGGUUCAUUUUUUUUAAUGGGAUUUUCGAUUCAUGCCUGUGUAUCUUGCUUUAAAUUGAUGAUUCGAGCACUUUAGAUGGACAUAUCGGCUUAAAAAUGAAUCGGAAAGCUGGUAAAGAAAAUUGUAUCGCGUAUCGAGAGAAUAAUUGCGACUGAGAUAUAAAUGAUUUUAAAAAAAUCUAUCAUUGCUUUGGGGAUUUUAUUUUUGGACGUUAUUCAUUUAACGGAAUGCAACAUAACCAUUGGCGGCGGAAGCCAAAAGUUUUAGGGGGGACCACCACACUUUUUGACAAGCAAAAAAAAAAGAGGUUAUCAACCAAAAAAUUGAAGGGGGGUCGUCCCCCCACCUCAAAUUUAUGGGGGGGGGGACACGUCCCCCCCCCCCCCCGCUUCCGCCGCCUAUGAACAUAACUGUUUCAAAAAGUGGUUUGUUGGUCUAUAUCAUUAUUUAAUAAAAACAUGUGUACUUUGUUCA
Messenger RNA from Lytechinus pictus (painted urchin), 2830 nucleotides. Its product is annotated as neurogenic locus notch homolog protein 2-like. The transcript has 5 exons. NCBI's taxonomy places the organism in Eukaryota, Metazoa, Echinodermata, Echinoidea, Temnopleuroida, Toxopneustidae. Bases 325 to 717 code for a protein of 130 amino acids. The record is from RefSeq and is a predicted model, not a curated record.